Ambispora gerdemannii is the source of this 1309-nucleotide messenger RNA. The record is from the annotation of a GenBank genome assembly. NCBI's taxonomy places the organism in Eukaryota, Fungi, Glomeromycota, Glomeromycetes, Archaeosporales, Ambisporaceae.
AUGUUUUCCUCUCAGGUUCUCCGUAAGAACAUUUUUCCAUCUCACUCCGUUAACCGUCGAGUACGAUGCCUUCAGUCUCUGAGGAACUCGAGACCUGACUUAUUUCAGUCAUCGUUUUCGAGAAAUUUUACAAACGUAAAAGACGCUGAGGCCGGACAUAAAGCCGAAGCUGUGAUACCUGAGGGUUCAAAAGACGCUGAGAGUGGACAUAAAGCUGAAGAAGUAAUACCGGAAGUUUCCAAAAUUCCAGAAAAGAAAGCGACAUCUCUUGGAGAACUGCAAGUUAUGGGGAUCGGCAUAUUAACGGACUUUCUUGUCGCUUUUGUCUUGGAUAAGGUCAGUGAGUAUCGCGUCAGUUCGGCUCUAGAAAAUGGUACUAGGCCUGUGCCAAGAGUGAUGAUGGAUGAGUUCGUUCGGCGAGAUCAAAUUUCAAAGGACCUUGUGAAAGUUUUUCAACCAGAUAAACGUCAUUCAUAUUAUCAUGUCGUUUGCGGAGAACAUGGAACCGGGAAGACAACAUUAACUCAAAUGGAGGCAAAAAAUGUUGGAAAAGGCGUCAUCUAUGUUGAUAUUCCUUCCAAUUUUAAUUACUUGGGACAAUCCUUUGGAAAUGCUAUUAAUAUGUUAUUCUUUGAAGACACCUCUAUUACAGCGUUUCUGGUUCGAAAAUUUCUUUCUUCUGCAAUGGGUUUAACUGGUGGCGAGUCUGCCAUUUCCUUUUAUCAAUGGGGGAGGGCUAUGGAAAUUUUUCGACGUGCUUCUGAAGUGUAUAAAGAAAAACAUGGAAAACCGCCGGUUAUUAUUUAUGAUAAUGUUAGCCAAUUGAUUCCUGAAAAUUCAAAAAUCCUUGAUAUGCUUCAGGAUAUGGCCAAACGUAGUGCUGAUUAUAGAACAUAUAUUGCUGUAUUUGUCAGCAGUGAAGGUUCGGUGCCUAGAAGAAUGGAAUUACGCAGUGCUUGGUCACGUGCAAAAAAACCGGUGAUUGAAAUUGGUGACCUUAACAAGGAAGAAUCAAUGGAAUAUCUGACUAAAAAGCGCAAGAUCAAUGAGGUGGAAGCAAAAAAAUUAUAUGAAUUGGUUGGUGGUCGUAUUGUAGAGUUGAAGUCUGUAGCAGAUGAUUUUGUUGCUGGACAAUCCUUUGAAGUGAUUAGACAAUCAAUUUUAGAUGAAACCGAAAAGAAAUUUCAAUCUGCACAACUUCUCCCAGGCGACCAAUAUUAUGAAAUAGGAAAAAAUAUAAUUUGUGCUUUGUUGUCUUCUAAGGAGAAGGAGUUACGUUUUUUAGAAUUCAAGAAAUUUUUCAAUAAUG